AUGUAUCCCAAAUAUCUUAUUUUUACCCUCGUGGCCGGCGUCGUAGCCGUGCCCGUGACCUUGCCGAACGGUGCCGCCAAGAAUACCGGCGCCCUUCAGGCCCGCAGCACCGUCGUCUCAGCCCCCUCGGCGCCCGUCGUCGACGUCCCCCCAGUCGCCCCAGCGCCCACCACAGUCUUCCCAAGCGACGACGACGUCCAGUUGCAGGAAAAGUCUCGCGGAUCCAAGAAUCACGGCUCUCACCAUGGCGUUCAUAAGCGCAGCGACUCCGACAACAAAAAGAAAGACGACAGUAAGAAAGACACCACGAAGAACUCAGACUCGAAGUCCAGCUCUAGCUCUGGCUCUAGUUAUGUCUCGAUCGCCGAGGUGCUCGGUCACCCCCCCUCUCGGUCAUCCUCUCCGACUAAGAAGAAGCAGGACUGA
Messenger RNA from Pyricularia pennisetigena, 426 nucleotides. RefSeq lists its product as uncharacterized. The transcript has a single exon. The record is from RefSeq and is a predicted model, not a curated record. Lineage: Eukaryota; Fungi; Ascomycota; Sordariomycetes; Magnaporthales; Pyriculariaceae. Bases 1 to 426 code for a protein of 141 amino acids.